CCUCCCUGCUCCCCUUGGCUCUGGCGCCGAGUGUGGGUCCUGCGGCGCCGUGGAGGGCCGCCUGGGAGCUGUCGACCGCCUGGGCCUGGGUCGCGGGGUUCAGGACCCUGGACCUUGGGCGCUGAACGGGCGGGCUUCAGUACUUCUCCCUAGUUUUAUUCAUGUUCUGAGGAGGGUAUAAGAAGGAACAUGGAUCCCACAGCCUUAGUGCAAGCCAUUGUGGAAGAAGUGGCCUGUCCCAUCUGUAUGACCUUCCUGAAGGAGCCUGUGAGCAUUGACUGUGGCCACACCUUCUGCCAUAGCUGUCUCUCUGGACUCUGGCAAGUUCCAGCAGAAUCCCAGAACUGGGGUCACACCUGUCCCCUUUGUCGAGCUCCUGUCCAGCCAAGGAACCUCCGGCCUAAUUGGCAGCUGGCCAGUGUUGUAGAAAAAGUUCGUUUGUUACAGCUAUGUCCAGGAAUGGGACUGAAAGGUGAUUUGUGUGAGCUCCACAGGGAACAGAUAAAGAUGUUCUGCAAAGAGGAUGGAUUGAUGAUGUGUGAAACCUGCAGCCAGUCCCCAGAACACGAGGGCCACAGUGUCCUGCCCAUGGAGGAUGUCGCCUGGGAGUAUAAGUGGAAACUUCAUGAGGCUCUGGAACAUCUGAGAAAAGAACAAGAAGAGGCCUGGAAGCUGGAAGUUAGUGAGAAGAAACGAACUGCCCACUGGAAGGUACAGGUGGAAACCCGAAAGCAAAGUAUCAUGUGGGAGUUUGAGAAAUACCGUCAAUUACUAAAUAAUCAGCAGCCACCAGGUCGGCAGCUAGAGGUGGAGGCAGCUGCAGCUCUGGCCAGGCUAGAACAGGAGGAAGGAGAGACUAUGCAUAAGCUGGAGCUGAGUCAUAACGAGCUCAGCCAGCAGAGCAGGGUCCUGUGGAAGAUGGUUGCAGAGCUGGAAGAGAGGUAUCAGAGCCCUCUCCGCUGGAUGCUACAGGGUAUUCAGGAAGUCUUAAACAGGAGCAAGUCUUGGAGCCUGCAGCAGCCAGAACCAGUCUCCCUGGAGCUGAAGACAGAUUGCCAUGUGCCAGGGCUGAGAGAGAUCCUGAAGACGUAUGCAGCGGAUGUGCGCCUGGAUCCAGAUACUGCUUACUCCCGACUCAUAGUGUCAGAGGACAGAAAAUGUGUGCGCUAUGGAGACAGUCAACAGGAACUGCCUGACAAUCCUGAAAGAUUUUACCGCUAUAAUAUUGUCCUCGGUAGCCAGUGCAUCUCCUCAGGCAGGCACUACUGGGAGGUGGAGGUGGGAGACAGGUCUGAAUGGGGUCUGGGAGUGUGUACAGAAAAUGUAGACCGAAAGGAGGUAGUCUAUUUAUCCCCCCACUAUGGAUUCUGGGUGAUAAGGCUGAGGAAGGGAACUGAGUACCGGGCAGGCACUGAUAAAUACCCGCUCCUGUCCUUGGCAGUUCCUCCUCGCCGGGUGGGAGUCUUCCUAGAUUAUGAGGCCCAAGAUAUCUCCUUCUAUAAUGUGACUGACAAUGGCUCCCACAUUUUCACUUUCCCCCACCAUCCCUUCCCUGGACGCCUCCUGCCCUAUUUUAGUCCUUGCUACAGCAUUGGUGCCAACAACACUGCUCCUCUGACCAUCUGCUCCCUAGAUGGUGAGGACUAGUAGAGUCACCAUCCUACCAGAGCCCUUGGAAUUUGGCCUGGCCCACAGGAGUGUUGGAGGAUCCUGCCACUGAGAAGUGUCCCCUUGAACCAAGCCUACAGUCCAAAGACUCCUCUGCCCAACUCUGUGGUCUCUUAACCAUUCAUGUGAAAAAGAGAGUCCCAGUCAAAUGAUCACUGUGACCCACGAGGGAAAAGUGGCAGGGCCAACGGCAAGGCUUAGAGCAGUGCUCAGAUAGCUUGUUACUGUAAGGUCCAUUCUGUAGCUCAUGACCCUCUUCCCCAGUCUCUGUCUAAUGCCAUAAUUAAGUCAAUGAGAAUGACAAAGUGGUUCUAAUCUUCAGAAAUCCUUUUAAACAGGGUUUACCAAUGAACCUAAAGAAUAAUGUCCAAUUGCCAUUCCCCUCCUGGGCAUGAGCUGAGCAAAUCACUGUCACUCAGAUCUUAAGAAGACAUGUGUCCAAGCCCUACCCUUUUCUCUAAGUGGCAGCAUUAGAUAACCUGUGAGCCUUCGUUUUUAUUUUCACUUUGUGGAUGAGAAAACUGAAAUGGCCUUGAAGUAAGUUAUUUCUUACACAACUAUAAAUAAUUUUAAAAUCACUUUAAAAAUUAUAAGGUGGUUUUUCACAUGCAAAUAAAACAAGUGAUAAACUCACUUCUAAGGUCACGUGUU
This is a messenger RNA of Sciurus carolinensis (gray squirrel), 2319 nucleotides long. RefSeq names its product tripartite motif containing 68 (gene Trim68). The record is from RefSeq and is a predicted model, not a curated record. Bases 190 to 1647 code for a protein of 485 amino acids. The transcript is spliced from 7 exons. Gene Ontology annotation, molecular function: zinc ion binding; protein binding. NCBI's taxonomy places the organism in Eukaryota, Metazoa, Chordata, Mammalia, Rodentia, Sciuridae.